UCCUUCUCCGCAGAGAAAAAUGAUAACAAAUUUCUUCAUUCGAAAAAGUGAAAUCCAUGGAGUGGAAGCUCAAAUAGUUCCGUAAAUUAUCCAUUUGUGAUGGAUUUAAUCCACGAUUACGAACAGCAGUACGCUGUUUUGACCGCGGAAAUCACCGCCCAGAUAGGUCGCCUUGCUUCGUCCUCAGGAGGUGAAAGAAACAAACUAAUUUCGGAUAUCGAUCGGCAAUUGGAGGAAUCGCAGGAACUGCUGGAACAGAUUGGACUGGAAAUUCGUGAUGUCCCACAGGCAAAUCGACCGGGAUACACGUCCCGCUUAAAUUGUUACCAGGCGGAGUGGAAGAGACUGCAGCAGGAAUUUUCCAAUGCAAAAACGGAUCGACCGAAGGGAGCGGCCGGCUACGAUUCGGUGGACGAGUUCGAUGAGAUUGGUAUUCAGGAGGAUCAGAAGCGUCGGCUGCUGGACAAUAGCGAACGGUUGGAGCGGACGGGUAACUACCUGAGAGAUAGCUACCGGGUGGUGCUGGAAACGGAACAGAUCGGAAGCCAGGUACUGCAGGAUUUGGGCGAACAACGGGAGACUAUUCAGCGAGCGAGAGGACGGUUGCGUGAAACCGAUGCUGAGUUGGGUCGUUCCUCGAGAUUGCUGAAUUCUAUGAUGGCGCGGGCGUUGAGAGAGAAGAUUGUACUUGUAGCUGUGGCUGUCGCGAUAUUUCUGGUACUGUUUUUAAGUAUUUACUUCUCGAUUUCUUCAGAUUAGAAACAUAAGAAUAUUUUUAUUGAUUGUGUGAUUAUUACGACGUAAAGUAGCCUAUUUUAUUUAAUUUUCCAUCAGAGAUUUAUAUGGUUUUAGAAACGAUCAUCUUUAUUAUUGUGUUGUAAAAAGCUGCAUUAUAUAGAAUAAACGUAAACACAUUCCAGA
Molecule: messenger RNA, 921 nt
Organism: Armigeres subalbatus
Lineage: Eukaryota; Metazoa; Arthropoda; Insecta; Diptera; Culicidae
Gene: Vti1a
Product: vesicle transport through interaction with t-SNAREs homolog 1A
Exons: 4
Coding region: 100-759 (219 amino acids)
Biological process (GO): Golgi to vacuole transport; intra-Golgi vesicle-mediated transport; macroautophagy
Cellular component (GO): Golgi apparatus; endoplasmic reticulum membrane; ER to Golgi transport vesicle membrane
Molecular function (GO): SNAP receptor activity; SNARE binding
Source: RefSeq, a predicted model, not a curated record